GGGAAAGACAUUUCAAUGUCUCCCUAAUGUAACACAAAUGUACAUGUACCAAAAUUCUUGGAGUAGGAUAAGGUAAAAUGGGAGUUUAGCGGUCAUGAAAGGUUGGAAAUGUUUGUACACAAUCGUAUGGGAAUGUCUCCCUAAGGUAAAGCAUUCUGAAAUAAUAAUUCCCGCCAUAAUCAUCGCCUCUUGCGCGAUUGGUUGAUUCCGUGAGCAUGCGUACUACGUGUGGGCAACACUUUGAUUUCAUGCACCGGACGCGUCCGCGCCGUAUGUUCACGUACCUGGAUAUGUAGUGCAUUCUUCAAGAUACGCUUAUAAACAUGGCAGGAAAGAAGUUAGACGAUGCCCUGGAGUACAUCGGCAAAUACGGCCGAUAUCAGAUCGCCACCAGCGUCAUCGUCACCAUCCUCGGGACGUGGUUUCCGGCCUGGCACACGAUGGGGCUGAUUUUCAUGGCGGACAAACCCGAGUCCUACGAGUGCGUGCGAUGGAGCGGCGGCCACGGAGGAGCAGCGUUGGAUGCAGGGGGGACAGUGAACGCAGCGUUGCACGGCGGUGCUGAUCAGGAAAACGCGGUGAAUCAUGAUUCCAAUCGAACAUCGCCAGACGCUUCCGAUUCAGAAUGCACGGGAGAGAACCCCGGAUCUUCGUCAGGCUCUCUCUGCACAGAGUGGGAGUAUUGUGCACUGUAUAACGAAUCCACCAUUGUUACGGACUUCGAUCUUGUCUGCGACCGUAAAAUACUGGCCGAGACCGCGCAGUCUAUCUUCCUAGCCGGCAUGCUCGUGGGUGCGGUAGUGUUCGGCCACCUUUCGGACGUGUUCGGCAGGAAGAUCAUCCUGCUCGGCACCUGCGUCGCUCAUGGUGUGUUCGGCAUUGUGGUGGCGUUUCUGUGGACCUACACAAGUGUUGUGAUACUCUGGUUUCUGAUCGGAAUGUUUGCACAGGGAUACAACCAGGUCCAAUUCGUCAUGAUAAUGGAGCUGUUUCCAUCGAACUGUCGAACCUUGGCAGGAAGCCUGAACUCAAUGUUUUGGGGCUUCGGUAUAGUGACGCUCACACCAAUUGCUUACGCCCUGCGCAACUGGCGACACAUGCAGCUGGCCAUAUCCGCACCGUGUUUGCUAGCGAUACCUCUGUGGCCGAUUUUGGACGAAUCUGCGCGGUGGUUACUAUCCAAAGGCCGCACCGAUGACGCCCAAAAGAUCCUUCGCAAGAUGGCGCGUUGGAAUGGUGUAGCGCCCCCUUCCGGCGGGUUCCUCAUUAAAGAGAACCCCAUUGAUCCGCCAAGCUACGAAUUGAGUAAAAAUUUGCUUGAUCCAGUGUUUCCUACGCUAAGCCAAAAGAAGUGCACCCUCCUUGAUGUCUUGAGAACUCGUAGGGUCCUGCUGAACAUAUGCAUCGUAUAUUUUGCAUGGUACGUUUCUGCAGUGACCUACUACGGUGCAUCGCUCAAUAGCUCCAAUCUAGCCGGCAACAAAUACACAAACUUCCUGUUUCUCGGUUUGGCGGAAAUCCCCGGUUAUGCCAUCAUCCACUUCACAAUGACGUGGUGGGGGCGCCGUCCAUCUUUAUGUCUCUUCUUUUUAGUUUCCGGAGCGGCGAGUAUAGUCACAGCAUUUCUGCCGGAACAGACAGCGGACGGCACUGAUUUGACCAUUGCAAUCACUGUCACCGCCAUGUUGGUCAAACUCUGCAUCGUAUGUGCAUAUUCCAUCGAUUUGAUUUGCUGCACUGAGGUUUUGCCCACGUCUGUAAGGAAUAUUGGUUUUGGUGUAGGUGCUGUAUGUGGAUGUGUGGGUUUCAUAACGGCUCCAUUCGUGAUAUAUUUGGAUGAUUUUGCGUCUUUUCUUCCGCUGACUGUUUUUGGAGGGUUGUGCAUCCUGGCGGCCAUCUUGGUUCUUAUUCUUCCCGAAACCGGAAACAAACCGCUUCCAGAGUCGCUGGAAGAUGCAAGAAAUAUCGGAAAGAAAGUAUCGAAAACUCCGGAACCGAAUACAGCGGUAUGCACACCCACAACCGAUGCCAAGAUAAAAGAUGGUUCCAAAGUCGACGCACUCUAAUCGAUUCUAUUCUACGCGAAUCGAAUCUCUUCAAAAUAAAAUUAUUCAACCGAAUAAUGCAAUAGUGUAUACAGCAGUAAUAAUGCCGAUGCUGAAGAUAUAUAAUCGAUGUUGGGAAAUGUAUUUGACGUACAUUAUUUUAAUCCUAUUUUUAAGCUCCUGCAACGGCUUCUACAUGUCACUUGGUGGUCGGUCGGUCUUUCCUCGAAAAAUUGAUCAAAAUAAAGCCCUAUAAGUUUCGCACAAAACAUAACUUCAGUACCAAAUUGAAAUGUUCACACACACACACAAAAUAUGUUCGAUACUUGACAUAAUUUUUUUGUAUACAAUAAAUUGGGCAAGAUGUCUAUGAAAAGUUUGUGA
Molecule: messenger RNA, 2429 nt
Organism: Patiria miniata (bat star)
Lineage: Eukaryota; Metazoa; Echinodermata; Asteroidea; Valvatida; Asterinidae
Product: organic cation transporter protein-like
Exons: 9
Coding region: 324-2066 (580 amino acids)
Biological process (GO): transmembrane transport
Cellular component (GO): membrane
Molecular function (GO): transmembrane transporter activity
Source: RefSeq, a predicted model, not a curated record